CAACGACGUCAGUCGACGUCUUCAUUUGUCAUGGGCCAAUGCUCUUCCAAGCAGCCUCCAUCCGUUGAUGAUGCGGCACAGCAGCAGCACCACCACCCCCCGCAGCUGCCACCGGCAACUCCUCUCCGACCUACCAUCACCGUUGGUGCUCAUGCAACCAUGCGUCCUUCGUCCUCGUCCGAUGUCCUUAACGACAUCGAUUCCGACGACGAUCCAGCUGUCAGCACCACGUCUACGCCUGAUGCUGCAGACAACGACGUCGCCGCAGAGCCCGACAAGGAAUUAUCUCCGACGGCCUUGAUAAAGCCAAACGCUCCUCCCCCCCAACGCCUCCGUCGCGAACCGUCGAUGAACCGCCCGGUGCGCAGCUCUAACGUCCGCCGCAUGUUCGGUCAGCUCAAGAACUUCCAGCGCGAAGUGCACGACGUGUUCGACACAUCUCCCGACAAGUUUGUCACGUUCCACUCGUUCGAGUACGACGACCUCCGAGCGUACGAGAACGACCACUGGAUCGACGCCGCCGACAUCACCGUGGAGGCGCUUCUUCCGUCGUCGUCGAUGAUCGCCGAGCGCGGCCGGCUUGAUGGAGGCCAGACGGUAUUCCUUCGACGGCUAAACAAGAACGCAUCCUCGUACAAACUCAGUCGGAGUCGGCGGCUGCUCGUCGCCGAAAUCCAGCUCACGUCGCGCCUCCGCCAUCCCAACAUCGUCCAGUUCCUCGGGUUCAGCAUCACGUUGGCCGCCGGCCUUGUGUGCGUCAGCGAGUACAUCUCGGGAUAUUCCCUCCAGCGGAUGCUGUCGCUUCCAAACGACGGCCGCAUGACGUGGGCCGACCUGAACUUGGCGUACGCGCUCCAGCUGUCGUCGGCGCUCGUGUACAUGCACGCGCUGUCCCCCCAAGUGCUGCACGGGAACCUCAAGUCCGACCACUUGUACAUCGACUCGUCGUCGAACGAACUCAAAGUGUCCGGGUUCGGCUUUAGCAUGCAGAGCCCUAGUACCCACAAGAGCCAGAACGUGUGGAACGCACCUGAAGUGCUCCAGGGCCUUCCCAUGACCCAGAAAGUGGACGUGUAUUCGUUGGGAAUUGUCCUCAUGGAGCUAGACACCCGCCGCGUACCGUUCUUCCAGGAGCAAGCGACCAUGAACUUCCACGAUCUGCUGCUGCGCAUCACCACCGGCACCAUCCGCCCCCACCUGAGUCCAACGAGCCCCGCCGCCAUCGGACGUAUCAUUCACGAGUGCAUUCAGUACCCGCCUUCGAAACGACCAAGUGCCGACUGGGUCCUCAGUCAGUUGCACCAAGUGCACACGGAAAUCCACAACGUACCUUGUACGGUAGAUGAUGAUGUGGUACACUAAUCCAAAACCAGAGUAAUAUAUUGAGCUGUUCAAUCG
Aphanomyces astaci is the source of this 1398-nucleotide messenger RNA. Its product is annotated as TKL protein kinase. Gene Ontology annotation, molecular function: ATP binding; protein kinase activity. The transcript has a single exon. NCBI's taxonomy places the organism in Eukaryota, Oomycota, Saprolegniomycetes, Saprolegniales, Verrucalvaceae. The record is from RefSeq and is a predicted model, not a curated record. Bases 31 to 1362 code for a protein of 443 amino acids. Gene Ontology annotation, biological process: protein phosphorylation.